UGUGGGGAGGGAGGGAUGGCUGCAGCCUUUGGUGAGGAGGGCGGGCGAGCGGGCGAGCGCCCGCGCCCCUCUCGGCUGCCUCACAAGCCGGGGGCUGCCGGCUGGAGCCGCAGCCUUUUCCUGACCUCCGCUUUGGCUUCAGCGGUUGGGACUGAGGGAGAGGCAGCGCGUGAACCGUGACGCCCAGUGUCACAAGUGACCGUGUUAAUAAAAUAGUGAUAUAAUAUAGUUUUUUCUUCAUUAAAAUACAAGAGUCGUUGCUCCAAUUUGUGGCAUUUGCGGGUCCGGAGUCUGCAGUGGUGGGGAAGCUGGAAUGAGCUGGCUUUGGUGGAGUACAAGAAAUUAGUUUAGAUGCUGUAAAUGAGGAAUAAGUGAGAAGAAAUGGAAGAAAGGAAAAUCAAGAGGAGGAGCCCCAAAUCAUCCACUACUCACCCUGCUCAGGUUGCUAACUCCAAGAAAAGCUCAGUGCCCGCCAGUAAAAGUACAGCCUUUUCAAAUCCUGCACCGCAACCUACAGUACAAAAAACAAAGUUAAAACGAGUAAUAAAAGAAAAAGCCAAACCUCCAGGAGGGGAAGCAAAGGGGGCACAGGCAGCACCAAUCCAGCAUUCUUUUCUCACAGAUGUAUCAGAUGUCCAAGAAAUGGAAAGGGGACUUCUGAGUCUCCUGAAUGACUUCCACUCUGGCAAACUUCAAGCAUUUGGAAAUGAAUGUUCCAUAGAGCAGAUGGAGCAUGUGCGGAGUAUGCAGGAAAAGCUUGCUCGUCUCAACUUGGAGCUCUACGGGGAGCUGGAAGAACUCCCUGAAGAUAAAAGAAAACUAGCCAGUGACUCCAAUUUGGAUAGGUUGCUAUCAGAUCUGGAAGAACUGAAUUCAUCUAUACAAAAACUGCAUUUAGCAGAUGCUCAAGAUAUUCCAAAUAGUGCCACAGGCUGAGAGCACAGCUUUCUUGAUUUGGAUUCUCCCAGAAACUUUACUUCUGUUUUUCCUACCAGUGGAAUCUAGAGUUUUUAUUUUACGGAACAAAGAAUCAAAGUGUAAAUUCAGGUGUUUAUUUUUGCACAUUCCUCUUUGAGCAUGACAUUAUGUCAGGACUCAGCACCUAGAGAUUUAAUUAUGUUGCUGUGAUGCUAUGCUUUAUAUUAUCGCCUUAUUUAAUAUAAAAAAUUGGGGAAACAUGGAAGUACAUUUCUUCUGCUUGGUGUUCUUCAUAUGUCUAAAGUGAUAUAUGUAUAUAAGUUCACUAGUAUUUCUCCAAUUUUCAUCAAGGUAGCAGUGUUAUUACCUUUCUGAUUGAUAUGUAGACAACCUGCACACUAUCCUCAGUGUGUUUUGUUGACCAGUGAUGCCAUUGAGUUUUUAUUAAUUUAUUAUUAAUAAAAGAGAGACAUUUUAAAUACAUAAUGUGUUUUAUUUAGAGAAGUUAUCUGUUCAGCUAUGUUAAGAUAUGAAUUCUAGCACAGUCUGAAUGUUUGCAGACUUGACUUUUUCCACUACUUUGAAUAAUUGUACAAUGUCACUAAAUUAGAAUUAUCCUACAUGCUAGCAAUAAUUGGAUUAAGUAUUGUGAAAAAUCCAAAAUUGGAUAAAUGAAGUUACUGUUCAAUAAACCUAACAUAAACAAA
Molecule: messenger RNA, 1625 nt
Organism: Dromaius novaehollandiae (emu)
Lineage: Eukaryota; Metazoa; Chordata; Aves; Casuariiformes; Dromaiidae
Gene: CCDC28A
Product: coiled-coil domain containing 28A
Exons: 6
Coding region: 382-936 (184 amino acids)
Source: RefSeq, a predicted model, not a curated record